AAAUAAAUUGAAUUUCUUCUAAUUUCACUUUUGUCUUACAUCCGGAAAAUUUUCCGGAUGUCUUAAUUGACAUAAGCAACCCUUAGUAUUUAAGGAUCCAGCAUUAAAAAAGGGCGGGCCUAAAUACCGUGAAAUAUGAUAACAAGAAAAACACCUCCAAAUAUUGGUAUUAUACAACACAAUCACACAUUAAUAGACAAAACUCUCACCCCAAAGCCAUUUUUGAUACGUGCAUCAAAGUCUCCUAUGGUUAUUAAAGCUAAACAGGUGGCCGUUUUCAAUAGCUACCAGAAUUAAAAGCCAUGAUUCUAAUCCUGGCCCGGGAUCGUCGGUGAUGAAUCUUUGACACUAAAGAUCAGUAGUUUACGCGGAAGAGUCAACAAACUUGACAGGGGGAAAAUACGCAGGGCAGCAAAAUGACAAUGUGUUCCGCCUGCAUCGCACCUGCUUUCAUUGUUUGCCUAAAUGCGCAGAUUUGAUAUUUUUCCACCGUACACUCCCUUUUAGCUCCCUUCUCAAGGUCCAUACACUGGCUGAAAUACUAUCAACUUUGGCAUACUUUGCUAUAUUAUAUGGUUUAAACUUGGAAUUCGGGUGCAGAGUUAGAGAAAGGGAUCCAAAAUCGACAAUCAGAUAAACAUGAACAAUUCAACAGUCAGCAAGUUAACUGAGCCCGUAACUCAAGCAACUCAGGAAAUGACUGGCAAAGUUCAGCUCGCCUUUUUAGUGUUCACACUUGUCGUGACAACCAUCGGUGACAGCCUCGUUAUGACGGUCGUUCUGCGAAAGCGAGAGCGGAACAUCAACGAUCGCUUCAUACUCAACCUUGCUAUAGCGGACGAAUUGUUUGUCGCGUUCAGUUUACCGGGGGCAGUGGUCAAGGCGUUUGGCCUCGCUCUGUACUCGCAAUUUUUUUGCUCGUUCGUCAGGCCACAGGUGACGAUGUACUUCAAUCUCGGUCUCUUCACCAUCACAUCGAUGGCACUUUACCGCACUAAGGUCAUGCUAUGCAAUAACCCGCACCAGGCCAAACUACGCGCCACACACGCCAAUAUCUGGAUAGGAUUGCUAUGGUUACUAGCCUUCAUUACGGCAUUACCCGCCAUCAUCGUUGCUACGGUAACCAGAACAGGCCAAUGCUCAGGGAAUUGGAAGUCUAAAGCAUACAAAGACGCGUACAUUAUUUUUCUUCUGAUCGCCAAGUGUUUGCUACCUCUAGUGCUUAUCACGGUGUCAUACUCGCGAAUCGGGAUAUUUCUUUCUAAAAACCGCAUCCCAGUGGACGAGACAAGCAGCACAAGUCGGGGUGGGGUUGGGUAUAGAAAUCGUGUGGAGAAUAUCAAAGUCGCGAAGACAGUCGCGGCGAUUGUGCUGAUGUUUGCACUCUGUACAGCGCCCUUCCAAACGGCUUGGAUCAUGCUGCAGUUUGGAGACAGGGAAACCAGGAUUCGCGCGGUUUCCGCCUUCCGUGUGGCUGUGAUAUUCCAAAAUCUCCAUACUUGUUUUAACCCUUUUAUUUACGCCAUCUCGAGGAGGUACUUUCGGCAGGAAUACAUCAAAUACCUCUCAAGAAUUUUCUGCUGCUGCUGUCACAAUCUCAAGAAUAGAGUCCAUACCACUGAUGGCGCACCGGCCAGUGACGUCACCCACCAAAACCUGCAGGACGUUAUUGCGCAGGCGCGAACAGGGACACCAUCGCCGGUGUGCCCUCGCAUGGCCUUGACAGCAGAUGAAAAAACGGAAAGUUUUACCCUUUCAUCUGCUUUUAUUCGUAGGGGAGAGGCGGCUUUUCAAGCCUGAUAUAAUGAACUAAUACGACGAAUUUAAGAUUCGGCAGGUCCAUUAUUCGUUAUUUCACAAGUUAUACAAACUUGAAUUAAAAAUAACCCUGAGACAUUAA
Nematostella vectensis (starlet sea anemone) is the source of this 1900-nucleotide messenger RNA. RefSeq names its product galanin receptor type 1. Gene Ontology annotation, molecular function: G protein-coupled receptor activity. Gene Ontology annotation, biological process: G protein-coupled receptor signaling pathway. The transcript has 4 exons. Bases 640 to 1800 code for a protein of 386 amino acids. Gene Ontology annotation, cellular component: membrane. Lineage: Eukaryota; Metazoa; Cnidaria; Anthozoa; Actiniaria; Edwardsiidae. The record is from RefSeq and is a predicted model, not a curated record.